Phragmites australis (common reed) is the source of this 840-nucleotide messenger RNA. RefSeq lists its product as uncharacterized. Gene Ontology annotation, cellular component: tRNA-intron endonuclease complex. The record is from RefSeq and is a predicted model, not a curated record. The transcript has 3 exons. NCBI's taxonomy places the organism in Eukaryota, Viridiplantae, Streptophyta, Magnoliopsida, Poales, Poaceae. Gene Ontology annotation, biological process: tRNA-type intron splice site recognition and cleavage. The coding region runs from base 538 to 840 and encodes 100 amino acids.
UCUAUUUGAAUGUAUCCUCAGUUUUCUUCAUACCACUAAAUUUGGUUGUCAUAUCAUCUUGGUUAGCAGUUAACGAAGUAUGUUUCUACAUGGUCUUUUACUUGGUUGUGUCUCCCUCUUUGAAGAGAUACCACAUUGUCCAGUGUGCAUGCAACUCAACGUUUAUAUUUGUUGAUCAUGUAACUGUAUUUGUAUAAACUAUAAUGGCAUUCCCACCAUUUUACUGAUCUUGAGACACUGCAUUUACAUAUGUAUAGGAUGUGUAGCUAGAUGCAAAUUUCCUGUUGAGUGUGUAUGCUUUGAUGUUUCAGGAUCAAAGUAUGGCCACAAAACUAUAGCUUCUUGCGAUGCCUUGUAACUACUUCGUUCCCUUUCUGAUUCUGACCUGAUGCAACUUUUCAACAUCUGCAGGCUCCUCAGGGUGGCACUGGCAGGUGGGCACCGCACGAUGCAGUGUGGGGCCUCAGUUUCAGUGAGAUCUUGCUCCGAGUCAUAAACGAAUUUGAAAAAUUUUGUGGCGGGAAGAAGAAAGUGACCAUGGCCGAGGCGCCGCCGGCAAGCGAGUUCGACCACCGGCGAAGGAGCCGCGCUCCCGCGGCUGCCGCCGCCACCGCGGAUGAGGAUGGAGAGGAGCAGCACCUCAACCCGCUUCUCGACGCGGCGCCCCUCGCCUCCUCGAGGGUCCAGUUCAGGAAGGUGGCGUCGCGCGCGCGGUGGUUGGAGGAGGCCGGCGCCGCGGAGGUGGUAGACAGCAAGGGUAAGCUGUGGCUGACCACCGGCGUCACCCGCGGUGGCAAGCUGUACUAUAAUGUCGAGGAGAUCGGGUACAAUAUGGCAUAG